This is a messenger RNA of Periophthalmus magnuspinnatus, 1083 nucleotides long. RefSeq names its product urotensin-2 receptor. The transcript is spliced from 2 exons. Gene Ontology annotation, biological process: blood vessel diameter maintenance; neuropeptide signaling pathway; regulation of blood pressure. NCBI's taxonomy places the organism in Eukaryota, Metazoa, Chordata, Actinopteri, Gobiiformes, Gobiidae. Gene Ontology annotation, cellular component: membrane. Gene Ontology annotation, molecular function: urotensin II receptor activity. Bases 1 to 1065 code for a protein of 354 amino acids. The record is from RefSeq and is a predicted model, not a curated record.
AUGAGCAAUAGAACCCUCAACCCGCCUCGCCCGGGCUCCGCUGUGGAUCAAGAACUUGUGGUGACGUCCACUUUCGGGACUUUGCUCUCCGUGGUUUACGUUAUCGGGGUUUCUGGGAAUAUUUACACAUUAGUUGUCAUGUGUCACUCGAUCCGUUUCGCCACUUCGAUGUACAUUUCCAUAAUAAACCUCGCUCUGGCUGAUCUCCUUUACCUAUCCACCAUCCCCUUCAUCGUUUCCACGUACUUUCUGAAAGAUUGGUACUUUGGGGACGUUGGUUGCCGCAUCCUCCUGAGCUUGGACUUGCUCACCAUGCACGCCAGCAUCUUUACGCUCACGGUGAUGUGCACGGAGCGCUACCUGGCCGUGACCAAGCCGCUGGACACGGUGAGGCGCUCCAAAAGUUACCGUAAAGCUUUGGCGUGGGGGGUUUGGAUCCUGUCCGUGCUCCUGACCGUGCCGAUGAUGGUGAUGGUGACGCAGACCACGCAGAAGGCGCCCAACGGAGGCAUGAAGCGAAUGUGCGCACCGACAUGGGCGCCUCUCGCUUACAAAGUCUACCUAACUGUACUUUUUGGCACGAGUAUCAUGGCACCGGGAUUUAUCAUCGGGUAUCUGUACAUAAGGCUCGCCAGGACGUAUUUGGAGUCGCAGCGAAAUGUCGUUAUAAGCAAAGGGAGCAAGCGUUCGCCCAAACAGAAAGUUCUGAUUAUGAUUUUCACCAUAGUUUUGGUUUUCUGGGCGUGUUUUUUGCCUUUUUGGAUUUGGCAGCUGCUCCCUCUGUACCACAGCAAGCCCCUGAGCCUGCCCUCUCAGACGCAUACGUGCAUUAACUACCUGGUGGCGAGUCUGACCUACUCCAACUCCUGCAUCAAUCCGUUCCUUUACACGCUGCUGACGAAAAACUACCGGGAGUAUCUCAAGAACCGGCACAGGAGCUUCUACCGGUACACGUCGUCUUUCAAGCAGCGGCCGCCCAGUCUGUACUCUUGGGGCAAAUCUGCGUCGUCCAGCAACCAGUACGACUUCAACUCUGAGACGCUGGUGAUGGGCACGCUCCGGUGAACAGCGCAGAGGACAGAG